Grosmannia clavigera kw1407 is the source of this 609-nucleotide messenger RNA. RefSeq lists its product as uncharacterized. The transcript is spliced from 2 exons. The coding region runs from base 1 to 609 and encodes 202 amino acids. The record is from RefSeq and is a predicted model, not a curated record. Lineage: Eukaryota; Fungi; Ascomycota; Sordariomycetes; Ophiostomatales; Ophiostomataceae.
AUGGACACCGAGCGUCAUACUGUGACGGGAUGGCUAGACGGCAUCACAGGCGUCUGCAUCCUGCGAUGGGCUGUGCUCGAGCGAGAACGAGAUGACAGCUGGGAGCGCCCUCUUGACGAAGCUCAUCCUGCCUCGGCCGUCAGGCUGCAGAUCAUCGACGUGUGUAACGGUACUCCGCAAAGGUACAGCAAACGCUCUAAAAAGCACCAAAACCCAAUAUUCCCCCAAAGUACUGUGCCUCCGCCAGUAAGCACCCAGAAAGCAUGUGAGAGCAAGAAGCGGGAGCGCAUUCGAGCUCGCCCAAUACGGCAUCGCACCAUGCACAGGCAGACAUUUGUAAAACGAGCCCAUUGGCUGUGGGCCAGCCUUGCGGCCGACAUGGUCGAGAUGGUCGAGAUAACAGGAAGCAGCAGCACUUGCGCGUCCCACGUCCACGGCCGUCUGGCGUCUUGCCCGACUGCUGCCUUGGUCCUUCUGCCGACUAAGCGAGGCCGCGGCCACGCAGAAUCUGCCGUCCACUCGGACAGACAGACGGACAGCGUGCUUGGUACGGAGUACAUACAUCCAGUCUCAGCACACCGAUUACGACAUGGAUGCAAGGUUACGUAA